Molecule: messenger RNA, 2046 nt
Organism: Bombyx mandarina (wild silkworm)
Lineage: Eukaryota; Metazoa; Arthropoda; Insecta; Lepidoptera; Bombycidae
Product: arylphorin subunit alpha
Source: RefSeq, a predicted model, not a curated record
AUGAAGACUGUCUUGAUUUUAGCGGGGCUUAUUGCCCUCGCUCUCAGUAGCACCGUACCUGAAUUCAAAACGACACCGGUUGACGCUGCGUUCGUCGAAAAGCAAAAGAAGAUUUUGUCUCUUUUCUACAACGUUAACGAGAUCAGCUAUGAAGCUGAGUACUACAAAGUCGCCCAGGACUUCAACAUCGAGGCCAGCAAGGACUGCUACACAAACAUGAAAGCCUACGAAAAUUUCAUGAUGAUGUACAAGGUCGGAUUCCUUCCCAAGAAUUUGGAAUUCUCGAUCUUUUACGAAAAAAUGAGGGAAGAAGCCAUCGCGCUGUUCAAGCUGUUCUAUUAUGCCAAAGAUUUUGAAUGUUUCUACAAAACAGCAUGCUACGCCAGAGUCUACAUGAACCAGGGAAUGUUCUUAUACGCCUACUACAUAGCUAUUAUCCAGCGCUCUGACACCGCCAGCUUCGUUCUACCUGCUCCAUACGAAGCUUAUCCUCAAUAUUUUGUCAACAUGGAAGUUAAAAAUAAAAUGGACUACGUUAAGAUGAUGGAUGAAAACGAACAAUUCGUAAUGUACGCCAACUAUUCCAAUUCCCUGACUUACCCCAACAACGAAGACAGAAUUGCUUACUUAACUGAAGAUGUUGGCCUAAAUGCUUAUUAUUACUAUUUCCACUCACACUUACCGUUCUGGUGGAACUCUGGUAAAUACGGAGCUUUCAAGGAACGUCGUGGGGAAAUCUACUUCUUCUUCUACCAACAACUGUUAGCUCGUUACUACAUGGAGCGUCUUACCAAUGGAUUGGGUAAAAUCCCUGAGUUUUCCUGGUACUCGCCUCUUCGAACUGGCUACCUCCCGCCUUUCAACUCCUUUUAUUAUCCAUUUGCCCAAAGAAGCAAUGACUACGAGUUGCACACCGAGAAGAACUACGAAGAAAUUCGCUUCCUCGACAUUUAUGAGAAGACAUUCUUCCAAUACCUCCAGCAAGGUCACUUCAAGGCCUUCGACAAAAAAAUUGAUCUGCACAGUAGCAAAGCAGUCAACUUUGUGGGCAACUACUGGCAGACGAACGCCGAUCUAUUCGAAGAAGACUUCCUCCAAUUCUACCAGCGUUCUUACGAGGUUAACGCUCGCCGCGUACUUGGUGCUGCUCCUAAGCCUUUCAACCAGUACACAUUUAUUCCUAGUGCUCUUGACUUCUACCAAACUUCGGCCAGGGACCCAGCCUUCUACCAGCUCUAUAAAAGAAUUGUUCAAUACAUCAUCGAAUUUAAACAGUACCAGGUACCAUACACACAAGAAGCUCUUCACUUCGUUGGUCUGAAAAUUUCCGACGUCAAAGUCGACAAAAUGGUCACAUUCUUUGACCAUUUCGACUUCGAUGCCUUCAACACUGUCUACUUCAGUAAAGAAGAACUCAAGAGCUCUCCUCACGGUUACAAGGUCCGUCAACCACGUCUUAACCACAAGCCGUUCACUGUGACAAUCGAUAUUAAAUCUGAUGUUGCCACUAACGCCGUCGUCAAGAUGUUCCUUGGACCUAAAUACGAUGAGAACGGCUUUCCCUUCAGCCUAGAAGAUAACUGGAUGAACUUCUACGAGCUUGACUGGUUCGUGCAAAAGGUUAACCCUGGCCAGUCUCAGAUAACGCGUUCAUCUACUGACUUUGCAUUCUUCAAAGAAGACUCUUUACCGAUGGCCGAAAUCUACAAGCUCUUGGACCAAGGAAAGAUUCCUACUGACAUGUUCAACUCCUCGGACACUAUGCCUUCGAGGCUGAUGCUGCCUAAGGGUACAUACGAUGGAUUCCCCUUCCAGCUGUUUGUAUUCGUCUAUCCGUAUGAACCGACACCUAAGGAGUCAGAGCCAUUCAAGUCUGUUGUUCCGGACAACAAACCAUUCGGUUAUCCAUUCGAUCGCCCCGUUCUUCCUCAGUACUUCAAACAACCUAACAUGUUCUUCAAGAAGGUCCUGGUCUACCAUGAAGGAGAACUAUUCCCCUAUCUAUUUAACAUUCCUCACUAUACACCAGAUAAAGCGCAACUAUAA